Messenger RNA from Ruditapes philippinarum (Manila clam), 8806 nucleotides. RefSeq names its product delta(24)-sterol reductase-like. Gene Ontology annotation, cellular component: membrane; cytoplasm. Gene Ontology annotation, molecular function: Delta24(24-1) sterol reductase activity; FAD binding. Gene Ontology annotation, biological process: steroid metabolic process. The record is from RefSeq and is a predicted model, not a curated record. Lineage: Eukaryota; Metazoa; Mollusca; Bivalvia; Venerida; Veneridae. The coding region runs from base 57 to 1619 and encodes 520 amino acids. The transcript is spliced from 8 exons.
UGUUACGUAACGGGUUUAGGCUGAAAAGGCUGCAAAGGCUGCGGGGUUUAAGGAAAAUGGAGCUGCCAGCGAACUUUGUGUAUGUUGCAGCAACAAUACUAUUGACAGGGUCCGCGUGGUUCAAAUACAGGGGUCUGGAGUAUGUGAUUAUGCACUACCGUUGGGUCUUUGUGUGCUUGUUUUUGUUGCCACUAUCAGUUGUGUAUGAUGUGCUAAUGUAUUUACGGGCUUGGUUGAUUUUUAAAUUGAAUUCAGCACCAAAACAGCACGAUAGUAAAGUGAAAUACGUCCAGCAGCAGAUUAAAGAAUGGCGUGCAGAGGGUAUGAAAACAAAAAUGUGCACAGCAAGGCCUGGUUGGAUGAACAUAAGUUUCCGUCGUGGCUUGUACAAACAAACAAUGAAAAAGAUUGAAGUGAACCUCAUUGAUAUUAUUGAAGUGGACACUGAAAAGAAAGUAGUGAGAGUUGAACCCCUAGCUACCAUGGGUCAGGUGACCGCUAUGCUGAACCCCUUAGGCUGGACAAUACCAGUGCUUCCAGAACUUGAUGACCUUACUGUAGGUGGACUGAUCAUGGGUGUUGGCAUAGAAACUUCUUCUCAUAAAGUUGGGCUCUUUCAGCAUUGUUGUGUAGGGUAUGAACUAGUUCUGGCCGAUGGUAGUGUGGUCAAAUGUUCAAAGGAAGAAAAUCCUGAUUUGUUUUACUCUGUGCCUUGGUCUUACGGAACACUCGGAUUUCUCGUAUCAGCAGAGAUACAGAUCAUUCCAGCUAAGAAGUAUGUUCGGAUAGAAUAUUUCCCGGCACUCAGCAGACAACAGAUGAUAAAACGCUUCGAGCAGGAAACCAUGAAAAAAUCUGGCAAUGAUUUUGUUGAGUGUCUAGUAUAUUCGGAGACGAGUGGUGUUAUUAUGACAGGAAUAAUGACUGACGAUGCAGAACCUGAUAAGAUAAAUGCUUUAGGAUGCUUUUGGAAGCCAUGGUUUUUCAAACAUGUGGAGAAAUAUUUAAGACGUGGUUCUGCUGUAGAAUAUAUUCCACUUAGGCAUUAUUAUCAUAGGCAUUCUAGAAGUAUAUUCUGGGAGUUACAGGAUAUAAUUCCAUUUGGUAACAAUCCAAUAUUUCGCUUCCUUCUUGGAUGGACAGUUCCCCCAAAAGUUUCUCUGCUGAAGUUAACUCAAGGGGAGACAACCAAAAAACUAUAUGAGGAACAUCAAGUGAUACAGGACAUGCUUAUUCCCCUUGGCAAGUUGGAUGAGGCUCUUGAUGUGUUCCAUAAAGAACUACAUCUUUACCCAUUGUGGUUAUGUCCCUUUAUGUUAUACAAUAACCCAGGAUUUAUCCACCCAGAGGGCAGUGCUGAUGAGAUGUAUGUUGAUAUAGGAGCAUAUGGAGCGCCAACGGCUCCUGGCUUCCAGGCCGUUCAAGCUACCAAAAAUCUAGAGGCAUAUGUGAAAAAAGUGAAAGGAUUUCAGAUGUUGUAUGCUGAUACGUACCUAUCAGAGGCGGAUUUCCGUGAAAUGUUUGACCACACCCUCUAUGAUAAAAUGAGGAAACAACUUGACUGUGAAAAUGCAUUCCCUGAAGUGUAUGGGAAGGUGAACAGGAAAGUUAGAGAUUAAAAGUAACAUCAUACCAUAGUUCAUACAAUAUUUCGUAGAAAAACAAUAAAUACUAAAAUGAGCUAUUGUAAGAAAUAUGUAGGAUAUAUUUAAGUUUUUUCUAUAAAUACAGGAUAUGUUUUCUUCAAGUGGUAUGAAAAUAAAUAUUUCAUGAGUGGUGGUAGCCUUAAGUGAAAUAUGAUAUAUUUUCGUACCACAAGAUGAUAAUAAAUCCUGUAUGUACAGAAAAAAACUUGAAUUAUCUGUUUAUUAUAUACAUUUUUUCGCUUUUUUGAUAUUUAAAUUUGAAAGACUUCCCCUAAAAUUUUGUGUAUUGGCUGAAUUUAGAAAAAAAAAGUCUGGCAAGGUACAUAUUAAGAUAUGAAAAAUAUGUUUCACUGCAGUGCAAAAAGAUCUUUACAGUGAAAAUAUGGAAAAUGAAAUCAAUAUUAAGAGGAUAUUUUUUCAUUUGAGUGAAAUAUGGAAUAUAUUUUCACGAAACAUGAUAAAAUGCCACAUAUUUUCAUGUUGAGUGAAAAUAUAUACCAUAUUUCACGAAAAACGAAAAAAUAACCUUUUUAUUUAAUUUCAUUAUCAAAGAAAAAUGGUUAUGAACCCCCUUGCCUGCUACGCAACUGCAAUUAUACAGCGCGCAGUAAUAUAAGUAUCGUCUUGUUUUGCACGCGAUAUUUAGCGCUAGAUUGUGACGUCACGUAAACAACUUUUUAAACGUCUAUACAGCGUUAAUGAUUGGUGUUCGGAUUUAUUUUCUUAGUUAGACCAUUUUCUAUCAUUCUAGAUAGUUUUCAAAACAAAAUUCAACAAAAAAGUUGUUUGUGUUUAUCAGAUUUUUCAAACAAAAUGGCGAAAGAAGUCCCUUAAAAUAAAUACGAGUUUUGACUCCGCCCACUUUCAUAUUUAUAUUUCAUAUUUAUUUUUAAAAAAUAUGAAAUAUAUUUGACUGAUAUAGCACCAUAUUUCAUAUGUAAAAUUAAAUAAUUCUCAAUAUUUCAUUUAUUAGUAUAUAAUAAAUUAGAAACAGUUGUGAGUAAUGAAUAAUAUACAUGUAGUGAUCAGAAUCAAUUAUGAUAUUUCUAACCAUUGUAAAAACAUCCUUUUUUUCUCAUAGUUGCAUAAUUUUUGGGUAAAAAAUUUCAAAAUAAAACAUGAGAUGAAAUAAUACAGUAAUAUCUUAGAUCAGUUUAUGAGAAAUUUUUUUGUAUUAGUCAUAUUCUGCAUUAUGGGUAUUAGUUAUGCUUUUAAUAUUAAGGUGUUGCUGUAGUGUAUAGAGAAGUAAAAUUUAUUGCGAAUUGAAACUUUGGGAAGAAUCAAAGAUUCUUGCUGUUUUGUGGUAAUUGCUCUUGCUUGUUGCUAAGAGGUAAAUUGUUACUUUGAGAAGAAUCAAAACUUAUGUUGUUUUAACCUAUAGAUAAUAGCUCUUGCUUGUUGCGGAGAGGUGUUGCUAUAGUGAAGUGACAUUUGUUGUGAAUUGUUAACUUGUGAAGAAUCAAAACUUAUGUUGUUAAUAGUUAAUAGGUCUGUCAAGUUUUCACUGUAUUUAUUUCUUCUUAAGCUGAUAUAUAGUGAUGAUACUAUCGUUAGACCAGCCUACAAAUAGGUGCAGUCUGACCAGACUCUAUACUGCUGGCUGUUCCAUUUUUGUAUUGCGAUAUUGAAAUCCCUAAAAAUAUCAAAUGGACACUUCCAAAUCUUUGAAACAUGACAAGUCCAGCAUACAUAUUUAGUGGUGUAAAACGUUAAACUACCAAUGCUCACUGCAUCAGUAUUGAUAUAGACAUAAUUUCAGCCAUCACUGCUUACUCCCCCUCCCCCCAUACCCUGUCCCCCAAUACAGAAUCCCUCCCCCAUAUGUUGUUGUUAUUGUAGUGUUAUUAUGUUAUCUCUCAGAAUUGUGAUUCAUUAUCAGCAUAAUGUGGAUAAAUAUCUCAUUCAAAUUUAUUUUUUUCUCUGAAACUUGUUUCUGGUUAGACUUUGAAUUAUCUAUUCAUUACUAUGGUUCGUAAAGAUGUUUAGUAAAGAUAAGCACCCAUGAAUAGAUUUGAAACAUAGAUAUUUAAAGAUAUAGUUAUAAAAUUAAUGGAGAUACUUUUACAAAAUGAAAGGUAUAAGAACUUUUUACAGGGCAAAAAUCUUUGUUAUUCAUAACAAUAUGAAAUAUUGUUUUGUCAGAGAAGGGUAUAAGAACUUUUUACAGGGUAAAAAUCUUUGUAAUUCAUAACAAUAUGAAAUAUUGUUUUGUCAGAGAAGGGUAUAAGAACUUUUUACAGGGCAAAAAUCUUUUUAUUCAUAACAAUAUGAAAUAUUGUUUUGUCAGAGAAGGGUACAAGAACUUUUUACAGGGCAAAAAUCUUUUUAUUCAUAACAAUAUGAAAUAUUGUUUUGUCAGAGAAGGGUAUAAGAACUUUUUACAGGGCAAAAAUCUUUUUAUUCAUAACAAUAUGAAAUAUUGUUUUGUCAGAGAAGGGUAUAAGAACUUUUUACAGGGCAAAAAUCUUUUUAUUCAUAACAAUAUGAAAUGUUGUUUUGUCAGAGAAGGGUAUAAGAACUUUUUACAGGACAAAAAUUUUGUAAUUCAUAACAGUAUGAAAUAUUGUUUUGUCAUUACUCAGUAUUUAUUAUUGUGUUAUUUCAGUAUUGUGCCAACUUGUUUGUUUAUUUUGUUAAGAUAUAUAAAUUGGUCAGUGUUUGAUAUUUUACAUAUUGUAAUAUGCUUCCAGUGUUGAUAUCAAAAUAUAAGCUAAGUAUUGCCACGGUUUUGCUCAAAGUAAAUGUUAUCUGCUUUUAUAAAUAAAUGUUGUGCUUUCUCUAUUUUUCAAACUUACCAUACCUGUAGCACUAUUUUCAAAAAAUAUUUUCUUUCUUAAAUUCAACCUACAUACCCAUACAAAUUGUAAAGAGGAAAAUAAAAUCUGUAAAGUCCAAUAUUUGUAGAUAUUGUUAAGUAUAUAAGAUUAUAUUUAAGGUUAUUUUUACACAAAAUGGAAUAGAUGAAUUUGAAUGAAAUUCCAAAAUUUUGUAUGUAUUAUAGGAUUAUAAUAUUUUUGUUUAGUCAGCAUUUCCUAAGUAAAUGGACACUUGGAUAUGAAUCAUUUAAAUUCUGUAGCAUGACUACUAAAGAGAAAAGCAGAUGAAAGUAUUGUGGUGAAAUGAGUGGGCCAUGACUUUCUUUAGUUGACCAAGAAUAAGUAGUUCAUGAAAAUAACUUUAUAUUAAAUAUCUAGUAAAUCAUUUAAAGGAGUAAUGAAACUGCAAAACAAAUGAUAAUUUAGUGAAUGUUAUAUGCCCCUACCUAACACUCCACUCCAGUCACUUAUUUGUAACCUGCCUAUAUGGAAAGAAUGAUCAUUUGUGGAGAGCAACUACUGUUACUGAAUCCUUCACUUCAGUCCCUUAUUUAUAACAUGCCAAUAUGUUAAAUGUGAUCAAUUGUGCAACUGAAUCCUCCACUCCAGUCCCUUAUUUAUAACAUGCCUAUAUGGAAAGUGUGGUCAUUGGUGAAGAGAAGUUACUGCAACCUAAUUCUCCGCUCCAGUCCCUUAUUUAUAACAUGCGUAUAUGGAAAGUGUGGUCAUUUGUGUAGAGCAACUACUGCAACCUAAUGCUCUGCUCCAGUCCCUUAUUUACAACAUGCCAAUAUGGUAAAUGUGAUCAUUUGUGUAGAGCCACUACUGUUACCAAAUCCUCCACACCAGUCCCUAAUUUAUGACAUGCAAAUGGGGGAAGUGCGAUAAUUUAUUUAAUUUUUCCAAACUUUACUAUAGGUGUACAUUUUUUCAUACAUCUUGGCUUCUUUAGUUACCAGUGGUAGCAGUUAUUUUGAUACUACUCUUGUUGGAUAUAUUUCUCAGUUUCACCUGUGUUUACCUCUAUUUCUGUAUGUAAAUUUUUAUUGUUUAGUAUUUUGCAAAAUAUUUUCUUGAAAGAAUUCAACCUUUUAUUUUGUAACUUUUCAGGAAAUGUACUUUUACUUAGUAUAAAAAAAUUAUAUAUAAAUGCCGCUAUGAUAUUACAGUCGUGAUUUUAUACAAAAACAGUUCAGAUUAUCUCAAUGUCUGCAAAUGUUUACAUAUCAAAGGUUGUCAAGAAGUAAAGAUCUCUAACAAAGUGUUGAGUACACGACCACAUUAAAUUGUUUUUUGAAUUUAAUAAACACGUAUGUGAUAAGAUAUUAUUUACACUUAUUAGCAUGGAACAUGUUGACUUUUAUUUUUGAAAUAUUUAAUUGGACUGAUAUAUAGAAUCGGAAUGCAUUAUUAGUUAUAUUUUUGUUAUGUUAAUUGUUAAAUGAUGUAAUAAGGUUGUUGACCUCAAACCACUUGCCCCUCACUGCUAUGAUUUCGAAUCCCAACUCUUUCAUGUGAAGAAGCUAUCCAGCUAGCUUACCGAAGUUGGUGGUUCUACUCAGGUGCCCACUUGUGCCUGAAAUAAUGCACGAAAGGGCACAUGAGAUUUUCCUCCACCAGUAAAGCUAGAAAGUGGCCAUGCCACCUAUACUGUGUUGGUGUGAUUUAAAACCCAAUCAGUCAAACAAACAAACAAUUUGUGAUUUUUUUUGUUCAUGGCAAAUCAAAGUAAUUGAUGUAAAAUCUGAAAUAUUUGAAGGAAUGACAGUCUUUUAACUUGUUAUCUAAAGCAAGAAGAUUUGAAUAUUCAAUUAUUGAUAGUUUUACAUACAUUUGUUAUAAGGUAUGCUAAGUGAAUAUUUAAGAUUUUUGCAUAGAAAUCAUGUCAUGUGGUAAUUCAAUUAUACAUGCAUGUUAUAAUAUAUAGAUAUGAUUGUUAAAUCACAUUAUCUGAUUCUUUUAUUUCAAAUUAUAAUUAUUAUUUGUGAUUUUUUUUGUUCAUGGCAAAUCGAAGUAAUUGAUGUAAAAUCUGAAAUAUUUGAAGGAAUGACAGUCUUUUAACUUGUUUUUUAAAGCAAGAAGAUUUGAAAAUUCAAUUAUUGAUAGUUUUACAUACAUUUGUUAUAAGGUUUGCUCAGUGAAUAUUUAAAAUUUUUGCAUAGAAAUCAUGUCAUGUGGUAAUUCAAUUAUACAUGCAUGUUAUAAUAUAUAGAUAUGAUUGUAAAAACACAUUAUCUGAUUCUUUUAUUUCAAAUUAUAAUUAUUGUGAAAUUGUGCAAAUAAAACUAAACACGUAAUUUAAGUCUUGCCAGGUAGAAUUUUGAAAAGAAGUUAAGAGUUGAAACUUUAUUUUUCUACGCAUGAUAUGUUUACAUAAUGCUCCUUGUUUAUUUAUUGAUUUAUUGCCAAAAAGAUCAUUAUAUUUUAAAAUUAUUACCGGUAUUUAUAUUUUGCAUUAUCUGCUUUGAAUGUUAGUGUAUACAUGUUGGGAACAAAUUUUAUAACGCAGAUUUACUAUGUUCUUACCAUUUUGUUAUGAAGUUUUUGAAAGGUAUACGGUUCUUUAAAUUUUUACUUUUAAAACAAUUUAACGCAUUUCUCAUGUAGAAUAUAUAUUUAUGCUUUCUACAGAAGGUGCAUUUGAUACACUGAUUUAGUAGAAUAUAUUUUCGUUUUACCAUUUCUUGACUUAUAUUUUCUGCAGGUUAAGAUUUUAAAACACAGAACUAAGACCAGACUGUAAAUGUGACCAGUUUAUUGGUCCAAUUUAAAUAUAUGGCAACCAAUCAGAUGUGAGAGUUUAAGACUGGUCUGCAAUUACAUAUUUUCAUUGUAAAAGUUAUUGAUUAACAUUGUAUGUGUCUCACAAUGAAAUUUUUUAUAGAUGUUAUAUUAGUAGCUUAUAUUUUUUAUACCGAGAUAUCUGCAAUUAGAUAUAUAGUUUAGAAUAGAAAAUUAUCUCACAAGCUUGAUGCUUAUAUAUAAAAUAUUAAUAAUUUAAUACACUUCGUUGAGACAUGAUUUAUACUUUUAUUUACAUGAAAAUCAAGCAGAUUUUUUUUAGUCCCCUACCAGUUUACCGGAGGGGACUUAAGGUUUACCCUCCGUCCAUCGGUCUGUCUGUCUGUCUGUCUGUCCGUCUGUCUGUCAGUCCACAAAACUGGAUCCCCGAUAACUUGAAAAGUACUGAAAAUAAUUUUAUGAAACUUGAUAUAUGGAUAGAUGGCAGUAUGGAGAUUAUGCACGUCCUUUUCUUCCUAUGUUGAAAAUUCUGGUUGCUAUGGCAUUAAAUAGGCUGAAAAUAUGGCAAAUUUUACACAUAAACUGGAUCCAGUGAUAACGCAAAAAGUACUGGAAAUAUUUUUAUGAAACUUGUAAAAUGGGUAGAUGGCAGUCUGGAGAUUAUGCACGUCUUUUUCUUUUCUUCCUAUGUUGAAAAUUUUGGUUGCUAUGGCAACACAUAGACUGAAAAUAUGGCAAAUUUUACACAUAAACUGAAUCCAGUGAUAACUCAAAAAGUACUGGAAAUAUUUUUAUGAAACUUGACAUAAGGGUAGAUGGCAGUCUUGAGAUUAUGCAUGUCUUAUCUGUUCUUCCUAUUUUGAAAAAAUAUUGGUUGCCUUGGCAACAAAUAGGCUUAAAACAUGGCAAAUAUAACAAUAUUUGUGAUUAUUCAAAAAGAGCUGAAAAUUUUUAUGGAAUUGCAUCUUUAAUUUAAGAGUUAUCUCCUCUUUAAGAAUUUGCUUUUAAAAAUGUUAUAUUUUGGUUACAGGGAUGUUUCAAAUAUUAACUUUAGAGUGUCCUUCAGUCCGUCUGUCUGUCUGUUCAUAAAAACUGUUUCCUGUGAUCACUUUUAAAGAACUUUUCCAACAAAUUUACUUAAUAUAGAGAAAAAUUGAAACAUUAGUGAAUGGCCAAUGGCCCUUCAGAAUGUUGAUGGGGUUCUAACCGGUAGGGGACUUAUGGAUUGCUUGCAAUACUAUGAUAAUUGCUUGUUUUAUCUGACACUUAUUUGAUUAGAAUAAAAAAAUUCCACACCGAUUAAGAAACACUUAUUAAUUAUAAACAGCGAGUUAUUUAAAGUGAGAGAUAUCCUGUGAAUGAUAUGAAUUAUAUCUCACUGAUGGAAAUUUAUUAUCUCAUUUGCUGCCAUUAACUAAAUCAAUUUUUUUUUAUUUAUAGAAAUAUUACAGGCUAUAUACCAUUUUAUAUUUUGCUAGACAACGACUUUAGACAGAGACAUUCUUGUUGUUAAAAUGUCAAAACUUGCUAUUGUUACAUUUGUAUUUAUUUAUUGUUAAUUAUUGUAGUCACUGUAGUAAUUAAAGUGAUACUUCAAUAUUA